This is a messenger RNA of Guillardia theta CCMP2712, 417 nucleotides long. RefSeq lists its product as hypothetical. NCBI's taxonomy places the organism in Eukaryota, Cryptophyceae, Pyrenomonadales, Geminigeraceae. Bases 1 to 417 code for a protein of 138 amino acids. Gene Ontology annotation, molecular function: DNA-binding transcription factor activity. The transcript has a single exon. The record is from RefSeq and is a predicted model, not a curated record.
AUGCAGCUCGAUGAGGUCAAGAUCGUCCCCCGCCCAAGAAAACACACCUCCCCAGCAACCCUCCAGCGAGAGGUCACCCUCGACGCUCAGCUUCUGCAGGGCCUCUUCCACGUCCGGCAAGAGGAGGCAGCCGAGCAGCUCGGGGUGUGCCUGACGAGCUUCAAGGCUGCGUGCCGGAGGCUCGGGAUCCAGCGCUGGCCGUACACCAAGGGCACGAGCUCCCAGACAAGACAACGCGAGUACAAGGACAAGGAGGAAUUGCGCACUGAUGGCCAGAGGAGAGGAGAAGCACCAGUUCCCGUCUGCUGGGAUACGGCAUGGCUGGAGUGGUACAUGGAUGCCACUGAUAUGGAUCCCGUUAUAUUUUUCUCGAAUGCUCAGCCAGUCGACCUCUGUCUAGUGACCAGCAAGAUAUAG